Messenger RNA from Metopolophium dirhodum (rose-grain aphid), 2018 nucleotides. RefSeq names its product facilitated trehalose transporter Tret1-like. Gene Ontology annotation, biological process: transmembrane transport. The record is from RefSeq and is a predicted model, not a curated record. NCBI's taxonomy places the organism in Eukaryota, Metazoa, Arthropoda, Insecta, Hemiptera, Aphididae. The transcript has 5 exons. The coding region runs from base 147 to 1577 and encodes 476 amino acids. Gene Ontology annotation, cellular component: membrane. Gene Ontology annotation, molecular function: transmembrane transporter activity.
UUAUGAUUUCACUACAUUCCGAUUUCCGAGUGUGAAGUCGAUUCCUACACAAUACGAACCAGCUUGUUACAAUCAAUUUGUAAAAACCUAUAUUAGUUUUAAAAUACACGAAUUAAUUAUUAUUCACAAUUUUUUUUUUUAGAAAAAUGAAGAAAGGAAAAUUACAAUGUCAUCUAAAACUUAUAUUCUGUUUCACCAUGAUGUGCUUCAUUCAAUUUACUGUUGGUUGUUUGUAUACAUUUUCAUCUACACUUUUGGCGCAACUUCGAGAACCUUCGUCAACAAUUCAUUUGAGUAUCGAAGAGGAAUCUUGGAUAACAAGUAUUACGAUACUUAUAUGUCCGAUUGGUCUACUCAUAAUUGGAAUUAUAACGGACAAAUUCGGUAGAAGAAAAGCUAUUCAAAUUAUAAGCGUACCAAUGGCAUUAGGUUGGCUAACAAUUACAUUUUCUAACUCUUAUGCCACACUAUUAAUUGGAAAAAUUAUACUUGGAAUCCCGUUUGGCGUGAGUACGUGCACUUUUCUGUACAUUUCCGAACUUUCCCCGACCAACCUGCGACCGCUGUACAUAACGCUGGUCCCAUUUACCGUAGGCCUGGGCAUGAUGGCGGAAUGCAUAUUGGCCAUGUACUGCCGGUGGCAAACCAUAUCCGGUAUCAUGUUGGUGGUCAGCGUGGUCAAUUUCCUAACGCUGUUCAUGGUUCCGGAACCACCGAUUUGGCUCAGGGCAAGGGGCCGGGCUGCCGAGGCGGACGAGGUGGACAGGUGGUUGGACUUGGGCAACAUGACGCACGCGUCAGAUGCAUCGGCUGAUGUGGUCGAACAGUCAGCCGUGGCCACUGCGGUGCACGACAACAUGCACGCCACGCCCGCAGAACCCACGUCAUUGUCGUCGUCGCCGUACUGGUCGCUUUUCUUGCGGCGCAACGUGUGGUUGCCGACGGUGAUCACGCUGACGUUCUUCGUCUGCCAGCAGUGCAGUGGCGUAUACGUGCUGCUGUUCUACUCGAUGGACGUGGUCAGGGACUGCAAGAUGCCAUGGGACAGCAACACUGUUUCGCUGUUCCUGUCCUUGGCCCGGGUGAUAGGAGUCCUUGGUUUCGCGGCGAUGCAUCGUGUCGCACGCCGGACGCUCGUCGUGGUUUCCGGCGGAUGUAUGGCCAUCUCGCUGCUCACAGUAGUUGCCUACAUGAGGGCGUUCGCGGGCGUCCAGGACCCGCCGUUUGAGAUGACGCUCAUUGUUGCGUUUGUAAUGUUCAUGUUUUUCGCCCUGCUGGGUAUUCUUCCCAUGCCUUGGGUACUAUGCGGCGAGGUUUUCCCGAUGGAAGUAAAAGGUGUUAUGAAUGGAGUUGUACAGACAUGCGGAUAUGUUAUCUGGUUUAUGAUUUGCAAAAUAUAUCCAUCACUGAUCUUAAAUUUAGGAGUGGAAAUCAUUUGGUCAAUAUUCGCUUUCUUCUGUAUAUUAAACGUGUUAUUUGCCAUAUUUAUUAUGCCCGAAACUAAGGGGAAAAGUCUAGACGAAAUAUUGUUAUACUUCGAAUCACAGGAGAAAAUUAAUAAAAUCGACUUUCCGUAAUCUACGUUGAUUAUAUAAUUAUGGAAACCAAACAUAUUUUUUACUAUAGGUUUUUUUGUGGUUGUAUUUAAGCAUCGAUACAUAUAUAUCAUUUUAUUUAUAUUGAGUUAUUAUUAGUUCUACUAAUAUUGUAUUAUUGCGUUGAUAAAAUAUUUGCCAAUUGUUUAUUAUUGGAAAUCAACAUAUCUGACGAGGAAAUCAAAUAAUUUAUUUGCCUCUGGAACUGGACGUGUGCACUCUACACUCUAUAUAACUAUACAAGAUUAUCGUUUAUCUAUAGUAACUCGAUUUUUAUUAAAUAAGCUGAAUCACGUGGUAUGUAAUUCGUGUGUAUUUUUAAUUUUUAUCAAUACAUACUAGACACCUUACUCUUAUUCAAGAGGUGAUUUGUUUGUUUAUUAAUUUAACAAAAACAAUUAAAAAUAAUAUUAAACGUCAGGA